GUAGUAAUUAUAUAGUUAUAGUAGUAGAUAGAUAAUAUGUAAUAUUAUUAAUUUUGAUAUGCUGUGUUCAAAUUGCAUUAAUAUAGUUUUAUAUAAUAACAAUUUUUCUCUCGAAUAGAAAAUUUUUUCAGCAACGCUGAAGAAAAAUGGUUUCAUAAGAAUUAUGAUAGAGAAAAUGAUAUUUAAAGUAAUAAAAAAAAUAUAGGUUAGAAUUAUUAGAGGAAACUUAGGGACUUUUAGUUUGGAUUUAUAACAUUAGGCGCGUGGAAUGUGAAGAUAUUAGUACCACUAAUUCUCGCAUGGUGUACUCAAGUCGCAUUAAUGUAUAUAACUUUAUGUGACGUCAUCUUUUCCCUACGGUAGGGAAUUCUUCUGGCAACGCUGCCGAUUAGUCGAUUACUUGCUAAAACAAUGGCUGCUACUUUCGAUCAAUAUGACAAGUCCAGUUGGUAUUUUGGUGCAAUGUCACGACAAGAUGCCUCGGAUUUACUCAUGGGUGAGAAAGAAGGUGGCGUAUUCUUAGUACGUGACAGCACAUCAAUACAAGGAGACUUUGUUCUAUGUGUACGAGAAGACAGCAAGGUUAGCCAUUAUAUUAUAAAUAAAAUUCAACAGGGUGAUCAAAUACGUUAUCGGAUUGGAGAUCAAACAUUUCCUGAUAUUCCCAACCUUUUGGCUUUUUACAAAUUACAUUAUUUGGACACAACACCACUGAUCAGGCCUGCACCUAAAAGAACACAGAGGGUAGUAGCAAAGUAUGAUUUUGAGGGCAAUGAUCCUGAUGAUUUACCUUUUAGAAAAGGAGAAAUUCUUACAAUUAUAUCAAAAGAUGAAGAGCAAUGGUGGACUGCUAGAAAUGCUCUUGGUCAAACUGGUUCAGUUCCAGUUCCAUAUGUUCAAAAAUAUGAAGAAGACAAUCACCCUGUGAUUGAAAAUAAUUCACGUCCAGAAAGUGGAGGAAGUUCAACUAUAAAUUCUAAUUCAGUUCAAAUUUCUGCUUCCCAAAUGUCUUAUCCAGAAAGUGGACAAGGGACCACUCGUAGAUCAAAUAUUCAGAGAACAUUACCUGCUUUUGCAAAAGUAAAACAAGCAAGAGUACCAAAUGCAUAUGAUAAAACUGCUCUAAAAUUAGAAGUUGGAGAUGUGAUAAAAGUUACAAAGACUAAUAUAAAUGGUCAAUGGGAAGGUGAAUUGCAUGGCAAGGUUGGCCAUUUUCCAUUCACACAUGUUGAAUUUGUAGAUAAUGAGACUGGAGAAGACAAUCAAGAAAUUUAACGGAAGUCUUCCAUUGAAUAAAGAAGUUAAUUUGGAUAGUUUUAUAUUGGCAGUUUAAGUUCGUAUUAGCAAGUAUUCUGUGUAUUGGUACAUAAAAUCAUCUCAUUUUUAAAUUUUUUAUACAAUUUGAAAUUUCAAAUAUUUUGUAAUACACAUUUUUAUAUAUUAAGUAUUAAUUAUAUAAUAUUGCACAAAAUUUAAAUAAAUAUUUUUAUAAAUCGUUCUACUUUUCUAGUCAUAAAGUAUCAAAUAAUUGUAAAUGAUUACUGAUUAAUAUUGAUUUUGUCAAAAGCUAUAAAAAUUUUUUGAUUUUAAAUUUUGUACCGAUACAUAUUGUACUGCUUAGCCAUAGGUUGUGCCACAGAUGGAACAACAUUUUUUACUAGAUAUAUUAAAUAAUGGAAUUGUUAAUCAUAUUACAAUUGUAAUUUACAUAAAUUACAUUAAUUAUAUAUUACUAUGUAAUUAUAUAAGUUUCGAUUGCUGAGUAA
Messenger RNA from Apis cerana (Asiatic honeybee), 1766 nucleotides. RefSeq names its product Crk proto-oncogene, adaptor protein (gene Crk). Gene Ontology annotation, biological process: cell migration; enzyme-linked receptor protein signaling pathway. Lineage: Eukaryota; Metazoa; Arthropoda; Insecta; Hymenoptera; Apidae. The record is from RefSeq and is a predicted model, not a curated record. Gene Ontology annotation, molecular function: signaling adaptor activity; receptor tyrosine kinase binding. Gene Ontology annotation, cellular component: cytoplasm.